Messenger RNA from Peronospora belbahrii, 1392 nucleotides. NCBI's taxonomy places the organism in Eukaryota, Oomycota, Peronosporomycetes, Peronosporales, Peronosporaceae. The record is from the annotation of a GenBank genome assembly.
AUGACAGACUUUACCGAGCAGAAUUUAAGUUUUUGGAAGACACAUCCAGCUCUUGUACCGUUUAUCAGACGUGGAAUCAUUGAUUUUGCCAUUUUUGAUGCAACGCGCGAUACGGAUCUGCGUCUCCACUUGUCUGGUGACAUUAUACGACCUGGUGAGCUCUGCAAUCCCGUAUGUUUGAUUGCAAAUUAUCUAUUUGACACACUUAAUCACGAUCUAUUCCAAGUGGACGGUGGUAUAUUGAAGGAAGGUCUAGUCAGUGUUGGUUCGAAUCGCGAUGAAGAGCCGGAUCCGUUUGAUCCUGAGAUCAUUAUGCGCUUGAAUAACACUUUCAAGUACGUGCAAAUUGAUGAAACGUACUAUGGAGAGACCAAUCCACACUGCAACAAUAUUCUCAAAUGGUAUCAUGAAUACUUUGACCCUGCAUCGUCAGGUGCCACAAUUUUGGUGCCUAUUGGAGCCCUUUCAGCCAUCGAGCGUCUCGCGGCGCUAUCAAAGAAUGGACUUGUGACUCUAUCAGGGGAUAAGGGAAACAACAAUCCUGAUCAUUUUCGAGGAGUUAGUGACCCGCAUAUUGCUAUUCAUGGCAGCUUCUCUGUUAUGGUCAACUACCACGCGAUUGGUGUGUAUUUUGCAAGUCGCGGUGGGUUUACAUUGCACAGCCCACAAGAAGAAGCUAGCCUGAAAGUGUCUGUAUUUGUCCUUCCAGCAAACGCAGCUGGCAAAGACGAAGCUACUAGCUUAGCAAUGAUGGAUCUACAUGGCACAGGACUGGACGAAACUUGUGCGAAGCGAAGUCUCCAAUUUCCGCACCUUUUGACAGCAUAUGAAGGCAAUAUUGUGUCGUUUGGGCCCAAUGAUUUCUUUGUGCUGCAGAAAGCCACAAAGGAGGAUGCCCAAGUUCCGAAUUUGAAGACCGUGUUGUCUCUGAUGCGUCUAAGUGGGUGGGAUCCAGAUGUGUUUUAUAAGUUUCGCGAUGUAUUGUUGAAUCAAUCGCCAACUGCUGCUGCCAAGCUGAGGCAAGAUGUGAUGUACGGCAUCCCGCUGGUCUGGAAAAACUACUACGCAUUGGAAAAAGAGAAGGAUAUUGCAUUUGAAAUUGGGCGCCUCUACUACGGCUUGCAUGAAUACGACAGCGCAUUGAUCUUCUAUACCUUAUCUGUGCAGGAAAUGGGCAAGCACCAUGUCACAAGUCAUAACAUGGGGCUAUGCUAUUACAGCAAGAAGCAACUGGAGCUAGCGGCCACAUGCUUUGAGGAGGCUUCGGCGCUUGACCGUUCGUAUCAAAAAGCGGCUACUUGGCUUCAGCGCGUCCGCAAAGAGCUAGGUGUUGUGCCAGGCGAUGAUGGUAUAUCUGCAGUGCUCAAUCACAGUUCAGCAGCUCACAGGUAA